ACUACAGCUCCCAGCGCCGCGCCGCGCGGUGACAUCAUGUGCGGUGGCUCGGAGGUCACAUGCCCCGCCGGCCCCUUUGUUUUGAGCGGCGCUGGCAGCGCGAGCGGCGGCGGAGAGGCCCGAGCGCUGCACCGCUGCGGAUCGCACCCUGCGCUCACACCGAGCGGAACCGACCCGACUCCGGCGGCCGCGGCUCCCGCGGGUGCAGCGCGGCGGGGGCGCUCCCGGCUGCGGUCAGCGGUCCGGCCACGCCAGGGGAGCAGCGGUGGGCACGGGCUGGACGCCACCUCCGCUGGCAGCAGCACAACCCCUGCUCAGCCUCAGACCGUAGCACUGAGAAGGAGAAACUCUGCAAAUUUUUCUCAAUGACUCUAUAGCCAACUGAUGUAACAAUGGUACUAAUAUUGGGACGCAGACUGAAUAGAGAGGAGAGUGGGAUACGAGACUCCCCUGCAACCAAGCGGAAAGUUUUUGAAAUGGACCCAAAGUCAUUGUCAGGCCCUGAGUUUUUCGACUUCUCCUCGGGAUCAUCCCACGCGGAAAGCAUCCUGCAGAUCUUCAAUGAGUUCCGGGACAGCCGGCUGUUCACAGACGUGAUCAUCUGCGUGGAGGGCCGGGAGUUCCCCUGCCACCGCGCCGUGCUCUCGGCCUGCAGCAGCUACUUCAGAGCCAUGUUCUGCAACGACCACCGGGAGAGCCGGGAGAUGCUGGUGGAGAUCAACGGCAUCUUCGCCGAGGCCAUGGAUUGCUUUCUGCAGUACGUGUACACGGGCAAGGUGAAAAUCACCACAGAGAACGUGCAGUAUCUCUUUGAAACAUCGAGUCUCUUUCAGAUCAGUGUCUUGCGUGACGCCUGCGCCAAGUUCCUGGAAGAGCAACUGGAUCCUUGCAACUGCCUGGGAAUCCAGCGCUUCGCAGAUACGCACUCGCUCAAGACACUGUUCACCAAGUGCAGGAAUUUUGCGCUGCAGACAUUUGAGGAUGUGUCCCAGCAUGAAGAGUUCUUGGAGCUGGGGAAGGAUGAGCUCAUUGAUUACAUCUGCAGCGACGAGCUGGUGAUCAGCAAGGAGGAGAUGGUGUUCGAGGCCGUGAUGCGCUGGGUGUACCGCGCCGUGGAGCUGCGCCGGCCGGUGCUCCACGAACUGCUGACACACGUCAGGCUCCCGCUCCUGCACCCCAACUACUUCGUUCAGACUGUGGAGGUGGACCAGCUGAUCCAGAAUUCCCCAGAGUGCUAUCAGCUCCUGCAUGAAGCCAGACGAUACCAUAUCCUUGGAAACGAGAUGAUGUCUCCCAGAACUAGACCACGCAGAUCAACUGGUUAUUCUGAGGUGAUAGUUGUUGUUGGAGGCUGUGAACGAGUUGGAGGGUUUAAUUUGCCGUACACGGAGUGCUAUGAUCCCGUAACAGGAGAGUGGAAAUCACUGGCUAAACUUCCAGAGUUUACCAAGUCCGAGUAUGCCGUGUGUGCUCUACGGAAUGAUAUUCUUGUUUCAGGUGGAAGAAUCAAUAGCCGGGAUGUCUGGAUUUAUAACUCUCAACUUAACAUUUGGAUCAGAGUUGCUUCCUUAAAUAAAGGCAGAUGGAGACAUAAAAUGGCUGUUCUUCUUGGUAAAGUGUACGUGGUUGGGGGCUAUGACGGGCAGAACCGGCUCAGCAGUGUGGAGUGUUACGACUCCUUCUCCAACCGCUGGACAGAGGUGGCUCCCCUGAAAGAGGCCGUGAGCUCCCCGGCUGUGACCAGCUGUGUGGGCAAACUCUUUGUCAUCGGGGGUGGGCCUGAUGACAACACCUGUUCUGACAAGGUUCAGUCUUACGAUCCUGACACCAAUUCUUGGUUGCUCCGUGCAACGAUCCCCAUCGCCAAGAGAUGUAUCACGGCCGUGUCCUUAAACAACCUGAUCUACGUUGCUGGUGGGCUCACCAAAGCCAUCUACUGCUAUGAUCCCAUUGAGGACUACUGGAUGCAUGUACAGAACACGUUCAGCAGACAGGAGAAUUGUGGCAUGUCUGUGUGUAAUGGAAAAAUCUAUAUCCUUGGUGGAAGACGGGAAAAUGGUGAAGCCACAGACACUAUUCUUUGUUAUGACCCUGCAACGGGCAUUAUCACAGGAGUAGCAGCCAUGCCCAGGCCAGUAUCGUAUCAUGGCUGUGUGACCAUUCAUAGAUAUAAUGAAAAAGGCUUUAAACUGUAAUUUUUUUUUUCCUGAAAAAAGAAGAAAACUGCAUGAAUGAAUCCAGUGGUCUGCUGCAAGACAGGCUUUUUAAAGAUUCCUGAAGUGGGAAUUCCCUGCCUAAGUGUCGUAUGAAAAUUAUAUCCUGUGCCUUUAGAAAAAGGGUUCAUUUAACUGACAAAACAAGUCUCCAAACCUACCCAGUAACCAGAGUUCAUUUCUAUCUGCUGUGGACUCUGAUACAAGAGCAGUAACAGUAUGUUGUACUAGUGGUCAGCAAAUUUGCCCUAUGUGUGAUUAGUAAUUAAAAUCUUGGAAGCUUUUUGGGGAAAGUGCCUUCACAAGCUUUUGUGCCUCUGUCCUAAGAAGCAAUAUCUGCAAGGUGUUUCCAGUUCUGCUAAUGGGAAAAAUAGAUUCUUUGAUCCCAAAGAAUCAUCUAAGAUAAUUAUUUAUAAUUUAAAAAGUUUAAAUAAUUGUAGUUCGUAGGCAGCAUUCCUGCAGGCAGAUUACUUGGCUUAACCGAGCAGAUUCAAUGUCAGAUCAUGCAUGGUUUGGAAUUAAAACCCCAAAAACCGUCAACAAAACAAGCUACAUAGGACAAAUAGGAGAGUCUUUGAGGAAUGCUUUUUUCUGAAGGAGAAACUGGUUGUUUUGUGAGCCACCACAACACACUGCAUGACAGGUACCUUAACCCUGUGGACCUUAUUCAUAGUGUUGAUAGAUGUCCAUCAGAAGUACAAGGCUACAUGACAUGGAAAACCAGGGGGGUGUAGGCCAUGUGUCUGUGAAGCAAAUUUUGAGUCCCAGUUUUUACCUUUGUGAGCAGUAUGGCUGAAGGCUGAAGGUUACUGGGUUCUCUCUUUGCUCACUGCGAAGUAUCUCUAUUAAAGAAAUAAAAGAUGAUGGACUCUGGAUUCUUCCACUUACCUGAAUCACAUUAUAAAUUACCUGAGGAUAGAGUUAGGACUUGGGUUGUGCCCUACAGCUUAUAAAUUGUUUUUUUGGAUGUCUCAUCUGCAGAGAUGGCAGAGUAUCCACCAAGUAUUUCUUGGCCUUUCUUCAGACAAUCACUCAGUACAGUUAAACUACCAUAUAAACUGUUUCACCACAGAUAAAGAAGCUCUGGGAAGGUCCCUACUGUCACCAGAAAAAUAUCUGUGGACCUGUCCAUGUAGCCAUAUGAGGUGACUCCCAUAUGACAUACUUUGGAUAAUUUUGAAGCCAAGGAAGCGCCUGUAUUUUGACACACACCACCAUUUUUUAGGUUUUUUUUCAGUAAAGGUAUUUUUUUUUAAGUCUUCUCUAGAUUUCUGUUCUAGGUCUCUUUAUUUCCAGUGCGCAGUUGUACAGUUGAGGCACAGAGUUCAUAAAAACUGAAAUAGCACUUAAGAGUUGGAAAAUGAAUAGGAUUGUCUGUACCAAUUUCCUGUUAAUCACCAAAAACCUCAGGAACUGCCUUUUAAAGGAAUUCUGAGGACAGCAGCCAGUAAGGAAGUUGGUCAGUGCCAGGGCAGAAGAAAAACCAUAAAAUCUCUGCAGAGCCAGCCCUGGCCUCAGGAUUCUGGUCUCUGUGAUUGCUCGGAGGGUGAAAAUAAGCACCAUAUCUGGAACGUUGUUUGUUCCACUGGACUUUCCUCAUGUGUUUUCCCAGAGUAUUUCUUCAUGAGAUGGAAAUUCUGACCCUCAGUGAAGCUGUGCCAAACUGGGAGUCACCGUUUUCGGUAACAUGGUCAUGACUUUUAAAGAGCACUGGGAGCUGCACUUUGGGAUGCAUUGCCUUGUAACCUCAGGAAAGGACACAAAUUUCAGUUUCUGGCUGAAACCAAACACUGCUUUGUAUAUGCUGAAUAAGAAUACUGAUAGAAUACAAAUCUCUGCAUAUCAGUGAUUGAUCAGGAAGUCAGUUCCUGAGCAGGUACAUCCACAUUGCCCUAAGAAGAAAGUCCCUCGGUAAUGCAAGACAAAUGAGUCAGAUAAAUUAAUCCUUUUCUAAAUUCCUUCUGUUUCUGCUCACCAAGUUAUACUUUGAAAAAGCAAUUUCAGUACCUGUGAAUAAGGUCUGUUGAUUGCGAUGGUAAUUGCCCAGUAACUCAUACUAUAUACUAACAGUGUAUAUAGCUUGUGCCAUCAUUUUAAAUGAAAAUGUCAAAAAUUCUAGGAGCACUUAAUUAGAGAUGCAAUUUGAAAAAUACUCUCCUUUGAUUUCUUCCUGUUUGUAUUCAGACUUGUAAUGUUGAUUGUCAUGCUAAACUGUUUUUUAACAGUCCUUAUUCUGUAGGUGUAGAACAGUGUCAUUUAAUCUGUGUUUAUAAUACUGCACUACUCUGUAAAUAACAAGAUACUGCUUUCUAUGGUUUUGAAGAUGCAUUUUAUAGUUUAGUUGUCUUUUCUAACAAUUUAUGUACUGUUACUGUUACCUAUUAUUUUGAAAAUGACAGUGUUUAAUGAACAGUAAAUGCAGAAAUGUAGAUGCAGAAGAAAACUUCUGCUUACAAUUCCUGACAACCUGUAUUCAGUGCUGAGCAGUUACAGAUGUGGAGCAUUGCUUAAUGGCAGUUACUUAUGCAAUGAUUUCCUUACAACAGGCAGUGAGAUUUUCUUCUUGCUUGUUAACUCAGUAAAUAAUUUUCACUUAUGGCCUGCUCUGUUACAACAAUUAUUCUUAGAUGUGCUAGAAAAGGAAUGAUUCAACUUUGGUUUAAUGAAAAUGAACCAUUUUUCUAGAAGGGUGCAUUAAUUUGGAAGUUGCAUUCCUGAGCCACCUGUUCUCCAAUGCAUUUCACUUAGGUAUAAAUGAAUUCCAAGAUUUAAACUGUCACUAUUAUGCAUAUUUAGCUGCUUGUAGUUUAUGGGCUUGAGCAGGAAGCUGGGAAGGUGGAAGGGGUUUGUCUCAGCUAGGGAAGAAAAUUAUUAAAGCCAUGUACUCUAAUCAAAAUAAUCACCAUCAUAAAUGGUGACAGGUUUGGUAGCUCUAGAGCACCUGCACAAAGAUGUAACUUCAGUCCAACCACACAUGGGAAGAGGGCCCAAGUAUCUCCAAGUAACACCUAAAAAAUAAUUUUUAAGCAUUGUCUUCACUAAACAGGAAUGAGUAAAUAUUUUUCUUCUCCAUUUUGAUGUCCAGUUCUGUUCUUAGUAAUGUGAUGUUAAUUGAAAAGAAAGUUGAUGCUUCCUCACAGCCGGGGUUCUGGAAGGUUCUGAAUCACCAAUUUCAGUACUGCAGUACAGAGCAGCCUCCAGCCUUCUGCUUUGAGCUGAAGCAUUUCCCCCUUUUACAGCCAUCAAGCACGGAACAGUUCCUGGGAAUCAUGUUAGUUGUACUUGUAGGCUCCCUCCUUGAUAAUGCUUAAGUAGGCAUAAUUUGUGGAAUCUCUUCCAUCAGAUGAGUCAUUUUAUACUGUGUGCCUGCAUUUUGGGAAUUGGGCACUGUGCUUUCCACUCCAGCACCAAGGGGUCCAGAUUGAGCACUUUUUAAUUUGCACCAAUGCAGUUCUCAUCAAAGAUUGCUUUGUGGUACUCUCUGAAGCAGAGAUGUUAAUGCAGAUCAUCUUGAUAUGGACCCUUAUCAUAAUUUACUGAAGCUUUUUAAAUGAUAUUUUUAAUACUGCAAAUUUUUGAGAGAGGCUCAUGAUGUAGGAAGAGGAAAUGCUCACUUUGACAGAGGUUUAGAGGAAGCUUGAGAGUAAGGACACCGCUGUCUGUUCCAGCUUCUUCCUCAGAAUAGUUGAGUUCACCACAUUAUCUUAGGGAAAUACUCAGUUUAUCUUGGUUUUUCUUUACUUGAGCUGUAAGGACAGAAGGAGAAGCAGGAGACCUGCUCACUGCCUGUGACUUCAGGUUCCCCUCCUGCCCGAGGCCGAUGGGGCAGAGCCGUGAGCUUUGUCCAGCUCCAAAGAGACGAGACAAGAGGAACUCGCUGGAGCGGAGAGGUGGCAGGAGGGGUUUGUACAUGUGGCUGGGCUUGCUGAAACCAAGGUGUUCUGGAUGCUCACAAGUUUGCAAUUCCAGAUGCAGAAACUCAGGUGGUAAAAAUAUUUUGUGUCUCCAUUCAGUGAACUCAGCUGGAGCAAUAGAUGUGCAGAUACGAUUAUGCUCUGCCAGUGGCAGAGCUCAGAAAAGCCAAAGGAUCAGCUUUCUGAAUUGCCCAACUAGGCAAGUAGAUGUGGGGUUUAUUCCUUCCACAGAAGAUGGCAAAAACCAAUCCAAGAGCAUUAAGAAACUCAGAAGACGUGAUCACUGUGAGGCACAAUGAAUAUUUUCAUCUGGAUGUAGUCGCACGCACACAAGAAAGUACAAAUGAAAAGGUUUGUUGUGCCUGGCUAAAAAAAUCUGAGCAACGUAUACUCAGAAAAGGAGUCUAAAUGGUAAGAUGAGAUUUCUAAGCAGAAAUUUGCUGUCUGGUUGGGAGCCAAGCAGUGAUUUUUAAAUUUUUUUUUAGUAUGUUUGGCACACAAGUUUCCUCAGUAUGGAAUUAUUUCAGAUAGCAUUAAUAAAAAAGGGAUGUGGCUGUCAGUUCAUCAUGACCAUGUCAGUGCUACUGAGCGUUGCCACACAACAGGCUCCUACCACCCCCAGACAGGAAGUGACUCGUGUUCUCUGCACGCUGCCUUUGCUCUCCUCCCUAACUAACGUUACCCAAGUUCAUCAAAGUAUACAGCCUUGGUAGUGUUACUGUCUGAGAACUGUAAACUAUUACAGGAGCAUUUCUUUUUUCUACUGUAGGGAUCCAGUCUACGCUCACGUUUGUGUGUGAACAUCUGCGUGUGAAUAAUUCUCUGAUCAUUUUCUGAUAGUGCUGUUAUAAGUGAGGCACAUAAAGCCCCUGUGUACAGCUUGUUAAUAAUGUAAUUAUAGCUUACUUUGUAUGCUUAGCUUUGAAGAAAAGAAUGUAUGUUAAUUUUGAAAAGACCUGUGCCUUAAAUUCACCUAUAUUUUUAUCUAUUGUGAAAAAGAGCUUGGAUUACUUCUCCCUAUUUGUACCUUUAUUAGGAUUGGUCUUACUGUCUGGACUGUUGAUGUCCCUCUAAGAGAAAUAAAUGUUGCCAUUCAUUUUAAUUAAAAUAGUUACACUUCUUGUUUAGGAUAUGCCUAGAGUGCUUCCAUUUAUACAGUGCUAUGGCAGAUAUAAUCUAGGGAAAUCAGUAUUUGUUUUUUUCUAUUUUUUGUUUCCAGCACACCUCAGUGACAAAGGACUGAGGUUAGUCUUUGACUUCCUGACCUUAAUAUGUACAGUUUCUUGUUUUAGUCAGUAGCCUCUAUGAUAUUUCUGAACUCUCUGAAGUCAUCAACCUCUUGUUCAAGAUACAAAAUAUGAAGCAAUAAUGUGGUGCAGCAUGGCAAUAAGCAAAUCAAGAGACUUGAAUGUAAUGUACUAUUACUAAUUUCAUCUAUGUAAAUGCUGGACCUAUGAGUCAUUCUCCUUUGGUGCACCUGUAGCAAUUUGGAGUCGGAUUAAUAGGAGCUACUUGGCCAUGGAAGGAGAGUUUACCUCCUGAACUGUUACUCAUAUGAUACUGUAUCUUCGCCUGAAAUCAUGUUUUGAUUUUCCUUUUUUGCUGAGGAAAACAGCAGUUUGGGUUAUUCCUUGCCAGUUCCUUUAUUUACUGAAACAUAAAAGCCGUAGUUCCACGAAGAGCUGAUCUUGUCCUGGAGAACAGCCUGGUGCAGCACAAGUGAUUGAACAGGAAAGCUCAGACCACUUACUGUGUGCCAGAGUCAAUGUAACGUGUCUUGCAUAUAACAUUGAGGUCUUCAGAUUGUGCUGACAGUAGAAAAGUGAUUUUGUUAUGUAGCACAAUUGCAAUAACACCUGUUAUAUUUAAAUAUAUUUCUUGCAUAAUUCUUUGAAAGUUUUUUAAAGUUCAGUGUACCUAAUAAACAUUUGCCUUUUGAAUAGUU
Molecule: messenger RNA, 8072 nt
Organism: Pipra filicauda (Wire-tailed manakin)
Lineage: Eukaryota; Metazoa; Chordata; Aves; Passeriformes; Pipridae
Gene: KLHL24
Product: kelch like family member 24
Exons: 8
Coding region: 393-2195 (600 amino acids)
Molecular function (GO): protein binding
Source: RefSeq, a predicted model, not a curated record